AUCCCGAAGAACAGAAUAUUCUCAAGAAUAUUAGAGGAAAAGCAUAGUAAUAAUAGUCCUAGAUUGCUUUUUUGGGAUGCAAAUUUGCUCUUUUUUUGCUGCAGAAAAGAAUCUUUCUUGAGAAGGAGAAAGAUGCUUUAGUGGUAGAACUGCUUUUCUAACCAGAAGGUUACAUUUUCUAAGAGUCAGUAUAUGAGCAACAGAUUUAUAUAGCUACAUUGAAAGCAGAUUUUAUAUAUUUGUUUUUUUAAAGAAAUUUUCAAGCCAUUGUCCCAUUCAGAAUUUGUUACCAAAAUGUCUGUCAAAGUCACAUUGUUUGAAUUGGCGGAUCUCUCCAUAGGGACCCCGGAGGUUGGCGUUAUCAAUUUCAAUGCCCUCCAUGCUCUCCUACAUGCUGUCAUCAGCUACCUCAAUAUUCAAGAUAUCAAAGCAGAUGUGAAGAUUGACAGAGGUCCUCCAACCAAACCAGAUAUGGCAUUGCUUUCUGCUGCAACUGAGACAAGACCUAGGGAUUUAUUAGGCCAAGAGGCAUUACCAAAAGAGAAGGAGGAUAAGGAAGGCUUUUUGAGUGAGGAGCCGGAUUCUCGGCUUGCUGACUUGGAAAAGAAACUAAAGCAGAUGGAGACCAGUCUCCGUGGUGUGAAAGGUCAGAUUAAAGGGAUAGAAGGCCAUGUCCAAGGGGUAUUAGGUCAAGUCCAAGAAGUAGAAAAUCAAAUCAGUGGGGUGCAAAAUCAAAUUCAGGGAAUACAAGAUGAAGUCCAUGGAGUGCAAGAUCAAACUCAGGGAGUGCAGGAUAAAGUGAAAAGAAUGGGGAAAGACCUCAUAGGGGUUGAAAAGCAGAUUGCUGGACUGGAGAAGCUUCCUUCAGGGACUGAACUGAUAGAGAAGGCCCAAAGUGGAUUCGGCACAGCUGUAUCUGACAUGUGGCAAAUGAUGCAGAUGCAGAAAAAGAUUGAAGCCAAUGAGAAUGGAAUCAACCAAGUUAUGUCUGUGUUACAAGAUUUAGUGGAUGAGACUAGCCACUGGAAAUCAGCCACAAGCAACUUGGAGGAUGAAGUAAAAAAAAUCAAGGAGCACUUAGCUGUGCUAGAUCCUCGUGGGUUUGAUGAUCGUUUAAAUGUUUGCCUGAGCGAUCAGAGUAGCUUGGAUCAGGAUUUGAAAGAUUUAGAGAGAAGGUUAAACCAAUUCCCAUCUCCAGAAGAAAUGGUACGGUGGGGAGUUCUUGAAGAUAUCCUUGUGAAGGGCAAGAGCCCAUCUCCUUUCAGAUGCCCUCCUACUUCUGUUGUGGAUGUAUACAACUUUAUGGAGACUUUUAAUGGAUACUACUGAGUAACAGAGCAUUUACAGAGGAUUUCAUUGAGGAUGUAAUUCUCUUACCCUUUCAAGUUUUCUUGAUAGUUUAGAGAAAAGGUCACCUAUUUAAAUCAAUACAUUCUUUGAUUGGUGUGACUGUUACUAUGCCAUUUAGCUUUGGGUAAAUUAAAGACAUGAAAAUAUAUUGCUUGAGAGACAUCUUCUCACAUCGUUAUUCCACUUUGCCACUGAGGACUUUAGGAUAGCAAUUUAUUCUCACAACAGCUCUGCAAAAAUGAGUGAGGCUGUAGUAAAGAGACUGCGCUAGUAAGACAGGCUGAUCAAGGACUCUGCUUCUUGGUCUGAA
Messenger RNA from Thamnophis sirtalis, 1660 nucleotides. Lineage: Eukaryota; Metazoa; Chordata; Lepidosauria; Squamata; Natricidae. The record is from RefSeq and is a predicted model, not a curated record.